AUGCCGGUGUUUCACACCAAGACCAUCGAGAGCAUCCUGGAGCCGGUGGCCCAGCAGAUCUCCCACUUGGUCAUCAUGCACGAAGAGGGGGAGGUGGACGGCAAAGCCAUCCCGGAUCUGACGGUGCCCGUGGCCGCUGUGCAGGCGGCGGUCAGCAACCUCGUGCGGGUGGGCAAGGAGACCGUUCAAACCACCGAGGACCAGGUGAUGAAGAGAGACAUGCCUCCUGCAUUCAUUAAGGUGGAGAAUUCAAGCUCUAAACUCGUCCAGGCAGCUCAGAUGCUGAAGGCUGAUCCAUACUCUGUUCCUGCACGAGAUUACCUGAUCGAUGGAUCCAGAGGGAUACUAUCUGGAACAUCUGACCUGCUCCUCACCUUUGAUGAAGCAGAGGUGCGUAAGAUCAUUCGUGUGUGUAAAGGCAUCCUGGAGUACCUGGCAGUGGCUGAGGUGGUGGAGACCAUGGAGGACCUUAUCACUUACACCAAGAACCUGAGGCCAGGGAUGACUAAAAUGUCAAAGAUGAUUGAGGAGAGGCAGCAGGAGCUGACGCACCAAGAGCACAGGCAGAUGCUCGUCAACUCCAUGAACACCGUCAAAGAGCUGCUGCCGGUUCUUGUAUCAGCGAUAAAGAUUUUUGUCGCAACCAAGAGCAGUCGAGGUGCCGGCGUUGAGGAUGCAGAGAGGAACAGGAAGUUUAUCUUUGAAAAGAUGAGCGCUGAAAUCAACGAGAUCAUCAGAGUGUUACAGCUCACCACGUGGGAUGAAGAUGCCUGGGCCAAUAAGGAUAUGGAGGCUGUAAAGAGAUGCUUGGCUUUGAUUGAGUCUAAGAUGGCACAAGCUAAAGGCUGGCUGAAGGACUCCCAUGGACAACCAGGGGACCCCGGCGAGGUGGCCCUGCGCGUGAUACUUGAUGAAGCCGGUAAGGUGGGAGAGCUGUGUGCCGGGAAGGAAAGGAAAGACAUUCUGGCAACAACUAAGGCUCUGGGACAAAUGACGGACCAGAUUGCCGACCUACGUGCAAGAGGCCAGGGCUCCAACCCGGGGUGUGUGCAGCGCGCAGGCCAGUGCUCACAGGGCUUAGACUUGCUGUUUGGCAAAGUGGACGGUGCUGCUCGCAGAUUGGAGGCUCUAAUCAACGCCAAGCAGGCCGUCGCUCGGAGGCUCGACGCCGCACAGGCCUGGCUGGCUGAUCCUCACGGCGGUCCGGAGGGAGAGGAGAACAUUAGAGCGCUACUGGCAGAGGCCAAGCGCAUCGCCGACUUAUGUGAAGACCCCAAGGAGAGGGAUGACAUCCUGCGCUCCAUCGGAGAGAUCGCGGCCCUCACCGCCAGACUUGUGGAGCUGCGCAGACAGGGUAAAGGUGACAGCCCAGAAGCUCGCGCUUUGGCAAAGCAGAUUGGAGGGGCACUGUUGACCCUGCAGUCCAAAACAAACCGGGCCGUGGCCAACAUGAGACCAACAAAACCCGCCGUGACUUUGGAGGGCAAGAUGGAUCAGGCCCUCCGCUGGGUGAACAACCCCGGAGUGGACGACAGAGGAGUAGGUCAGGCGGCAAUCAGAGGGAUGGUUGGAGAAGGAAGGAGGCUGGCAGGAGGCCUGUUAGGCCCGUACCGGCAGGACAUGAUUGGACGCUGCGACCGAACAGAGGCUCUCAUGACAUCAUUGGCAGACAUGGCCGGCAGGGGCGAGACUGAAGCCCCUCACGCUCGAGCUACAGCUGCACAACUGCAGGACAGCCUGAAGGACCUGAGGCAGCACAUGCAGGAGGUGAUGACCAAGGAAGUAUCGGACGUUUUCAGUGACACCACUACGCCUAUCAAACUGCUGGCUGUGGCUGCAACUGCUCCACCCGACGCCCCCAACAGAGGGGAGGUUUUUGAAGAGCGUGCAGGGAACUUCGAGGCCCACGCUGGUCGACUGGGGGCGACUGCAGAGAAGGCUGCUGCCGUGGGAACGGCCAACAAAAGUACUGUAGAGGGAAUACAUGCCAGCGUGAAAAGUGCCAGGGAGCUCACGCCACAGGUGACCUCUGCUGCUCGGAUCUUGUUGAAGAAUCCUGGAAAUAAAGCAGCAUACGAGCACUUUGACACCAUGAAGAACCAGUGGAUUGACAAUGUGGAAAAACUCACUGGUCUGGUGGAUGAAGCCAUCGACACCAAAUCUCUGUUAGAUGCCUCCGAGGAGGCUAUAAAGAAGGACAUCGACAAGUGCCGGGUCGCCAUGGCAAACGUUCAGCCCCAGAUGCUUGUUGCCGGGGCAACGAGCAUCGCAAGACGCGCCAAUCGGGUCCUGUUGGUGGCUAAGAGGGAAGUGGAGAACUCUGAAGAUCCGCGGUUCAGAGACACGGUAAAACAUGCGUCAGACCUCCUCUCCCACACCAUCUCACCCAUGGUGAUGGACGCCAAAGCAGUGGCUGGGAACAUACAGGACAAAGCUCUGCAAAAGGUCUAUUUGGACUCGUGUCUGAGGAUCCUGGCCGCAGUCGGCAAAGUAAGAGAAGCCUUCCAACCUCAGGAGCCGGACUUCCCUCCUCCACCACCGGACCUGGACCAGCUCCAUGUCAACGACGAGCAGGCUCCACCCAAGCCCCCCUUACCAGAGGGCGAGGUGCCCCCACCUCGUCCCCCUCCUCCAGAGGAGAAGGACGAGGAGUUCCCAGAGCAGAAGGCGGGAGAGGUGCUCAGCGAGCCCAUGAUGGUAGCGGCCAGGCAGCUGCACGAUGAGGCGCGCAAGUGGUCGAGCAAGCCAGAGGAUGAGGAGGCAGUAGAAGAGAGAGAGGUAGAUGAUGAAGAUGAGUUUACUGAUGGUGAGGAUGACUAUGAGCCGGAACUGCUGAUGAUGCCCUCCAACCAGCCUGUCAAUCAACCCAUGCUUGCAGCUGCCCAGGCUCUCCACCAGGAGGCGCGCAAAUGGUCCAGCAAGGGUAACGACAUCAUAGCAGCAGCCAAGCGGAUGGCUCUGCUGAUGGCAGAAAUGUCUCGGCUGGUUCGUGGGGGAAGCGGGAACAAGCGAGCGCUGAUUCAGUGUGCUAAGGACAUCGCCAAGGCCUCAGAUGAGGUGACGAGACUGGCCAAAGAAGUUGCCAAGCAGUGCACCGAUAGACGCAUCAGAACCAACCUCCUGCAGGUGUGUGAACGAAUCCCUACCAUCAGUACUCAGCUGAAAAUCCUCUCUACUGUCAAAGCCACCAUGCUGGGACGAACAAACAUUAGUGAAGAAGAGUCAGAGCAGGCUACGGACAUGUUGGUCCAUAACGCCCAGAAUCUGAUGCAGUCAGUGAAGGAGACCGUCAGAGAAGCAGAAGCAGCCUCAAUCAAGAUCCGAACGGAUGCAGGCUGCACCCUUCGCUGGGUGCGUAAGACUCCCUGGUACCAAUAAACUGACCUGGUCACUGAAACUAGUAACACUCUUAACUUUCAUGAGACCAAUAGCACACACCUCAAAUAAGACGACAUGUAAACUCUUAGUGGGUAAACAUGUGCACUACAUUAAAGAGGAAACUGAUGAGGUUUUUUUUUUAGCAGGACCUUUAGAUUUGCUCCCGAGUUCUCAUUAUCUGUAACUCUCGUAUUCUGUGGGCUGAUUGGAGAGUUUAUAAUAUAUAUUUUUGGUAUGUUGUGUUACAAGAGUUUAUCCCAGGUAUAUAUUUUUUGCAUGAAAAUGUUUUUUUCUAUUUUCUAGUCAAAUUAUGACAUUUAGAUACUUAUCUUCUUGAAGAAAUUUACUUUUAAUUUGUUUUUUUCUUAUUGUCUAUUGUAUAUAAAGUAGUUAUUUGUUUUAUGGACAACACUCCGCUAUGAGCUUUAUACACUGAGUUUGACAGCGUGGAGUGUUUUGUGGGCCGAUGAAUUCUCCACUCUUCAUGUUUACUUUUAGUAAUAACGCUCUUAACUGUAGAUCUGUGAAUUCGAAGGCGAUACAUCAUCACUGCUGUCUGGUGUUGUUUAUACUUGAAGAACUAAAACGUCUUCUGGAUUAAAAGUGUUAUGACAGUUUAAAAAAAAGAUUGUAUAUUUAAAACAAAAAUGUAUGGUUGUCAAUAAAUAAUGUUGAUUACAGAACGGUUGAUACAAUAAAUAAGAGGUUUUCACAUGACUGUUGAAUUAUCAGUAACACUAAAAUAGAUGUUUUUAAUGAAUUCAUUUUGAGUUAUUUGUUCUAACUUUAACAGUGAACAAUGCCAAAGGAUUUGUUUUAAGUUACUACAAUCUUCAUCUUAAAACAUUAUAAUCCAGGUUAUUACAAACAAAACAGACCUCUUUAGAGAAGCUUCAUUAUUUUUGGUUGUUUUCUUUCUUUUUUUAACUAAUCGUGCUUUGUGUCUACACUCUCCUGAACAGUUGAACUGUUAGGAUCUUAUAUAUUAAGAAUUGAUCAAAAGUAAAUCGACAGCCAUUAAAACUCUCCCGCUCUCUGCGUCCUGGAGCAUCGGCACGGACGCUCUGGAGACGGCGCCGGUGGCUUGAGGUCAGAAAGAACCUCUUCACGUGACAUCCGGCGUUGAUGUCAAUCAACGUGAACGUGUGUAGCCUAUUUACCCAACCAGUGCUAGUGGGCCGCUCCCACGGUGGUCGGGACGGAGCUCUGAAUGUUAACCGCAUUCUUUCCUCUUCACUUGGGACGACGAAGCACGUAGCAGUCAGCGUCGCUCUCCCUGCGAGCGACGGGGCGAACCUCUGUGUGUACUUGAUGUGUUCAUUAGCACCCUGAAUGUAUUCUGAUGGCUUCUCGCCCUGCCAACACAUCUGCUGUGCCUUUGGAAGAAUAAAAGACUACAAUAGUGAUGAAAAGGA
This is a messenger RNA of Gasterosteus aculeatus aculeatus (three-spined stickleback), 4793 nucleotides long. RefSeq names its product vinculin-like. Gene Ontology annotation, biological process: cell adhesion. Gene Ontology annotation, molecular function: structural molecule activity; actin filament binding. Gene Ontology annotation, cellular component: actin cytoskeleton. The record is from RefSeq and is a predicted model, not a curated record. Lineage: Eukaryota; Metazoa; Chordata; Actinopteri; Perciformes; Gasterosteidae.